CGGGGCUUCAGCAUGGCGACGCCAUCUGGAGGUGUGCAGGCAUCGGUCUUCCAGGACAAGACACUGCUGCUGUUCCUCGUCUUGUUCGCCGUGGCAUACUGCUCGCAGCCACUGCUGGUGAGUCACCACCCCAGGAAUGAGUAGAUCAGCCAUGCAUGGAUGAAUGAAUGAACGAGCAGAUCAGCCAGGCAGGCAGGCAGCGAGAAAUGCCGUGGUCAUAUGAGCCGUUUGUGUCUGCUUAUGUGUGUGUGCUUUGCUUCACAGGUGGAUGCUGUGAAGUAUCAGGGCGCUGCAAGCGUAAGCAACGAGGAACUUGAAGCACGCACACAUGAAUGCAUCAGAGAGGCGGGACCCAUUCAGUCAGUCAUUCACUCAUUGGAGUGGCUGUCUUGUCUGUCUGGUGUGCUGUGUGUCUUGCCAUCGGUCCAUCCAUCAGGCGUCUACGUUUUUGUACUUGAUCCCGCACUACCUGUCCAUGUCACUCGUGGGCUUCCUCCCUGACGACGAGCGACACACAGAGGAGGAAACACGAAAGAACCCUUGGCUGGCGUGAGCAGAGAGGAACCAACACACACACACACACACACACACACAAGUGUGUUGUGGUGUGUUGUCAGUUGGAAGAAGGCGGGCAUCAUUUCUGCGAUCGACAUUGCACACCAGCUGACGGAAAAGGGUACCUAUGCCCCGUCGAUGACGGGAAUGAUUGCAUUGCAUGUCCAUUUUGUGCGUUCUGUGUUGUGUGUAUGUGUGUGGUUAUCUUAUCAGCUGGUUUGGUGUUUGCUGGGAGUGCGGUGUACAUAGUGGUGGGCAGGUAAUAAUUGGCUCCAUAAUUACCGCUAUGAAGCCAGAAUUCUUUGAAUAUAAUCAUGGUCAAAAACACGUUCCCUUUCUUUUAGCUCUACCAUCGUGUGGACAGCCAUCAUGGUCACCAUCGUCAACAGACGGCGGCUGGCACCAGCUCAGUGGUUCAGCAUCGCACUCAUCUGCGCCGGCAUCUCUGUCAAGGUGAGUCCUCACACAGCACGGCAUCCACUCCGUGCGAUUCCUUGUAUGUUUGUAUGUGUGUGUGACCAACACAUAUCACACGUAUAUACCAAUCAGGCUUUCUCGAUCGACUUUGAUUUCCACAAUGAUGAGUUCGUGGGCGCCGUGCUCACACUCGGAGCCGCCAUUCUGGUCAGCCAGGCCGCCAGGCAACGACCAGCCACACAGACACCCAGCAGAAACGACGUGUGUGUGUGUGUGUGUGCAUGUGGUUUAGCAAGGGCUGACUUUUGCUGUCAAUGAGAGAUUCCUCACCGGGUAGAUUUGACACGGAAGUGAUUCACUCGUGAUGGAUGGACGGAUGUGUGCAGCCCCGGUGCGGUGUCUGGUCCCAAGUUGGUUGCCAUGAUGGGCAUCAUCAACCUGGCCCUGCUGGUCGUGUGGACGGCCGUGUGGACGGUCCCGCAGUUCGACAAGCUGGUGCUGUCCAACAUCCGGCGGCACAACGGCCAUACGGGGGCCAUCCUGAUGGGCUUCCUGGGGCUGUUCCUCUGCGGCUUUGUGCACUCGGCCACACUCUGGUACCUCAUCAAGAAAAUCGGUAAGGCUGUGGGGUCAUGCAUCGACAGCUGGGAUGGAGGUGGGAAAUGGAUCGAGGUUCUAUGUGUGUGUUUAGGUGCGGUGAGUAGUGGUGUGAUGAAGGGUCUCAAGACGGCGAGCGUCUUCGUUCUCAGCCACUACUUCUUCUGCAGCAUACAGGUCAGUGAGUCGGCCAGCACAUCACCCCAUUCACUCCUCCGUGCUUGACUGUGACUGUGUGUGUGUGUGUGUGGGUGUGUGCAGUCGAGUCAGUGUCUGACGCCCACCAAGGCCAUCUCAGCUGCCGUGUGUGUGCUGGGCGUGCUGCUCUACUCCAUCUGCACACCACCCGACGCAGCCGCCGCAAGAGCCGCCGGCCCCCCACCUCCUCCCGCCGACAAGACCGUGAAGCGCGGCGACAGCAAGCCCUUCCGCCUUCGGUCGAAUGAGCACCUGGGCCUGCUCGAGUCCUUUGCGGAUGAGCAGCUCGAAGAAGGGGCGGCGUUCCACUCUAACGAAGAGGGCGGCGGCCAGAACAGUGAUGACACUGGCAAGGGGGAGGCGGGGGCGAAGAAAUGACAGAAAGUGUAGCGAGUGGUCGGUCAAUGAAGCAGUAAGGUCGGGGUGGUGUACAGUGCGAGCAGAGCUAUGAAAGGCUGAGUGGGUCUCUUGGCAACGAUGCGAGAGACAGAGAGAAAGAAAGAAGGAAGAGAGAGAGAGAGAGAGAGAGAGAGAGGUGUCGGACAGGUAUGUAUGUUAGGCAUUUGCAUUUGGUUGCUAUGCACGAGAUCGAUGCAUGGAUGGAUGGAUGGAUGGCCUGCCCGCCGCCCUCUCUCUCUUUGGUCACUCUCUGUGUGACUGUGUGAGAGUGUGGUUGUAUUUAUGUCUGUGGCGGCGAGGACCGGGAGGGACUUUCACAGACACACUGGCCGAGAAGAGUUUUGGAGCGCUUUACUGACUACCUCAAUCCUUAUGAAAGGAGCCUGCUCGUUUCCCC
Vitrella brassicaformis is the source of this 2563-nucleotide messenger RNA. The record is from the annotation of a GenBank genome assembly. NCBI's taxonomy places the organism in Eukaryota, Vitrellaceae.